AAUUCGGAAAUGAGUAGCAAGUACUGUUCAUCUCCUCUUCGUUGAAUAAUUGUUAAUUACAUACGAUAAAUUAUGCUUCUUCAAAGUACACAGAUUCGACGGUUUUUAACAUUUUUACUUUCAAAAAUAAAAUGUUUCGUCAUCUUGAACAACUCCACACGGAAGUAAACGUCCGUGUUCUGGACUUCAUUUUGAAAAUAUGCGCCAAUCACAGCCCACGCGGGCCAUCACGUAACCCGUUCCAGAAGCCAUUGCGCCGGAAGUAUAUCCUGCGGCUUUAAAAGUUGAAAAGAGGAAAUAACGUAUCAAAGAGUGUAGUGAUUUCACUAUAGUGAUUGCACGCGCUUCGGAGUUGAGUUAAUACACCUCUAUCUUCUUGCACCAUGCUGGUACAUCUUCUCUUUAUCUGUUUUUUUCUAAUUGUUACUGCAACCACGGAAGAUAGUUCACCACUUACAUCAACUGAACCAGGACCUAAGAAAGACAAUUCGCCAGACUCGACGCCAAGAAUUUUCUGUUGUCUCCCGAAGUUCACAGGACCUUGCAGGGCUGCGUUUAUACGUUACUACUACGACAAAGUCACUAAAAAGUGCAAGAUGUUUACCUUCGGUGGAUGCAUGAACAAUGGAAACAACUUUAAAACCCUUGAAGAAUGUCAGAAAACUUGUCGUGAAACAAAAUGCCCACCGAUCGAAUAGUUUCCGUUACUAAAGGAUGUCCGAUGAAGAUGUA
This is a messenger RNA of Pocillopora damicornis (cauliflower coral), 732 nucleotides long. RefSeq names its product PI-stichotoxin-Hmg3b-like. Gene Ontology annotation, molecular function: serine-type endopeptidase inhibitor activity. The record is from RefSeq and is a predicted model, not a curated record. NCBI's taxonomy places the organism in Eukaryota, Metazoa, Cnidaria, Anthozoa, Scleractinia, Pocilloporidae.